Molecule: messenger RNA, 804 nt
Organism: Penicillium hordei
Lineage: Eukaryota; Fungi; Ascomycota; Eurotiomycetes; Eurotiales; Aspergillaceae
Exons: 4
Coding region: 1-804 (267 amino acids)
Source: RefSeq, a predicted model, not a curated record
AUGAUUAUCAAGAUGCUCUGUGCUUCAUUUCUAGCAAUGGUCGUCCUCGAGGCAAGCCGCGUACUGGCGGAGACAACGAUUCCACCUAGUGUCCAAGGAUAUUAUUGGGAUUCAGUGUCUUGGUCUGAGGUUCCUUGCUAUGACGGACAAACCUAUUUCAGUUGGAACAGAUACGGACGAUGUUGCACAUCAAGUACCGACGCCGGUUGUACCCUUCCGACAGCUUGCCAUGAUAACUCUGUUUACUUCAUCGGUGUCGGUGGUCUUGGUACUGUGACUAAACCAUUCUCUUGUGCUACCGACUCAACUUGCGUUGCUAUGACUAUCUAUGAGUCUGCUACUACCAACACCCCAGUAGUAGAUUAUUUCUGCUAUCAGAAAGAACAUCCGUGGACUGCAUCAACCAUAUUCCGAACGACCGAACUUGCUACUGCCACACCGAGGACAUCUGUCACGCCAUCAACUGCCACCCCCACAUCUUCUGGUGACGCUGCACAGGAUUCUGAAAGCUCUGGAAGCAAAGCAUGGAUCGCCGGUGCAGUGGUUGGUCCCGUUGCAGCCUGUGCCAUAAUUGCAAGUCUAGCUUCCUGGCUUAUGCGCCGCUCCCGCGCAAGGAGGCAGGAGACUGUAUCAGGGAACGAGGAUAUUCCCUCUCCGCCCAACAUGACUACCAAUACGAGAGGCGCAAAGUUCGGACCCCCCAGCGAGCUUGCUGAUGGUCCGCGUAAGCCAAUUGAACUAGAUGGAGUGAAUCCCAUAUCAGAGCUUCCUGCGCAAGUGCAUCCCGCAAUUGAACCUCAUUAA